Messenger RNA from Fusarium oxysporum Fo47, 1342 nucleotides. RefSeq names its product major facilitator superfamily domain-containing protein. The transcript has 4 exons. Gene Ontology annotation, molecular function: carbohydrate:proton symporter activity. NCBI's taxonomy places the organism in Eukaryota, Fungi, Ascomycota, Sordariomycetes, Hypocreales, Nectriaceae. Gene Ontology annotation, cellular component: membrane. The coding region runs from base 1 to 1326 and encodes 441 amino acids. Gene Ontology annotation, biological process: carbohydrate transport; transmembrane transport. The record is from RefSeq and is a predicted model, not a curated record.
AUGGGCACCGUCGCUGAAGUUGGCCAUGGGCCGUCCCAUCAACCAUGGUGGAAGACAAGCCAUUUGAUCAAGCUCAACUCCAUCAUCCUGUCACUUGUACUCUUCUCCUCAGCCAACGGAUACGACGGCGGUCUAAUGGGCUCCAUCCUCGCGCUCAACACCUGGAACUCAUUCAUGCAGCACCCCACCGGCGCAUAUCUCGGCUGGAUGACAGCAAUCUACUGGCUCGGCAACGGCCUCAGCACUCCCCUCGCAGCAUGGUGCUCCAAUCGCUACGGCCGCAAACCAGGUCUCUACGCUGGCUACUUCUUCCUCAUAAUCGGCGUUGGAAUGCAAGCUGGUGCACCCAACGAGAAAGCUUUCACAUAUGCUCGACUCUUCAUCGGUUUCGCUGCUGGCUUCUUGGGAAACUCUGCUCCUGUGUUGAUUAAUGAGAUCGCGUAUCCUUCGCAUAGAGCUAUUGCGAGUGCGCUGUUUAUGUGUGGGUGGUAUGUCGGCGGUACGAUCUGUGGAUGGGUCACCUUUGCGUGCCGUGUUAUUCCUAAUGAUUGGUCCUGGCGCAUUCCGGUCCUGCUACAGAUUUUCUUACCGCUGUGUGCACUGCCGGGCUUUUUGAUGGCGCCGGAGAGUCCGAGAUGGUACGUCAGCGUUGGACGAUUAGAAGAAGCAACAGAUGUCAUUGCGAAGUAUCAUGCUGGAGGCAACAGGGAUGAUCCGAUUGUGAGCACGCAGAUGAUGGAGAUUGAGGCUGCUAUUACGGCAGAGAAGGAUGCUGCUAAGACUUGUCUCAAUGUCUGGAAUCUUCUUUGGGCUACUGCUGCAGCAGUCAGUGUUGAUCGACUUGGCCGCCGAUUCCUUUUCUUGACUUCGGCGAGUGUCAUGUUUUUAUCAUUCGUUGUCGUCACUGCUCUCAGCGCAUCCUUUGCCAAGUCUGGCGCUUCAUCAGUUGGAUUGGCUGUUGUGCCGUUCCUAUUCAUCUUCUUUGCAGGAUAUGACGUUGGACUAACACCAUUCCUUGUCGCAUAUCCCUGCGAGAUCUGGCAAUUUUCUCUUCGAUCCCGUGGUCUCACGGUGGCCUGGUGCACGACCGUCGCAUCAAUCUUCUUCAACAGCUUCGUCAACGCCAUUGCUCUCGACGCGAUUCAAUGGAGGUAUUACAUUGUGUUCGCCGUUAUUCUGUUCAUCUUCAUUUUCGUCGUCUAUUUUACCUACCCCGAAACACGUGGACACACGUUGGAGCAGAUGGCGGUUAUCUUUGAUGGUGAAGAUGCAGUGCCGUCUCAAGCUGUUGCGCUGGAAAAGACUGAUGUUGAAGAGAAGGAAUAAUGAUAGGAAUGUUGAG